Papilio machaon (common yellow swallowtail) is the source of this 860-nucleotide messenger RNA. RefSeq lists its product as uncharacterized. The record is from RefSeq and is a predicted model, not a curated record. The transcript has a single exon. Lineage: Eukaryota; Metazoa; Arthropoda; Insecta; Lepidoptera; Papilionidae. Bases 133 to 816 code for a protein of 227 amino acids.
UCAACACUUUUACGGAACGUCAAAGUUUAAUCUUAUUUAUAUAGAAGAGUUUGUCUCCUUUUGUGUCCUAGAAAUAGUUCUUCUUGAAACGUACAUAAAUCGUACGUAUUUAGUUUUUUUGUUUGUUUUAAUAUGGGAAUAGAAAACAUGCGUCGCUGGCCUAUGUACAUCGUGUUUGCGGUGUGCAUUUUACUCACCCUUUCACUUUUUAAUAGCUGGAGCUUGGAAACUGAAUUACAAAACAGAGUCGUUGAAAUAAGUUCACAAUUACAAGAAUGUUCAAAAGCCCAAACGUCAUGUAUGGAAGAGUCGUUAACCCUGCUAGAACAGCGAGAUGGUUACAAUUCAAAGAUGAAUACCUUGGGAAAAGAAAAAAUAAAACUGAACAAUCAACUUUCGGAGUACAAUAGUAAAGUCUUAAAAGCCGAAACUCAAGCAAAUCGUACUUUAGUUGACCUUGAUUUUUGUAAGACUGAGCUGCAGAGCUUGAAGAAUCUACAAGUGAGUAAGACAGCAACACUGGAAACAUUGAGAUUGGAAAAAGAUACACUUUCCACUCAGUUAGCUGAGAGAAAAGAAAAGAUAGAGGAGUUAGAAAAAGAAAUAUUGAAAUUAAAAUCAGCUUUGACCACAAAAAGUGGACCAAAUCCAUCAGUUCCUUCUAAAGUAACUCCUGCCGCUCAGCCUCCAAAAUUAAGCCCAGCAUUAAAUGUACACAAUCAAAUCAAUGACCCCGCUUUAGAGAAUGAUGCUAAGGAAGAAAUGGAAGACCCGAAUGCAUUAAAUGAUGGUAAUGAUUUUGACCAACAAGUCUAGCAAAGAGGAGAGUCAACCGUCACUAUGGUGCGUUACUCAGAUAU